This is a messenger RNA of Cuscuta epithymum, 1938 nucleotides long. The record is from the annotation of a GenBank genome assembly. NCBI's taxonomy places the organism in Eukaryota, Viridiplantae, Streptophyta, Magnoliopsida, Solanales, Convolvulaceae.
UACAUACCCAUCUGCCACUAUAAAAACCGAAGUUGGGGUUGUUUCCACACAGCACAAACUAGCAAAUCCAGAUUUCAUAAAAACAGCAAGCAAUGGCCGGUUCAUCAUCAACAGGGAUGUGGUCAAUGAUCAAGGACAUUGAUCACACUAAAACUACUUGGGCAUUGAAGGUUCGGAUAGUCAGGGCUUAUGAGGUGCCUCCCCAUUCAAAGGGUGGGGAGACUCUUGAGAUGGUAUUGCAUGACGCAGAGGGCGAUCGGAUUCACGCAAUUAUCAAGCGCCCCCAGAUUGCUUUGUACAAGCCUAUUAUUACUGAGCACAACAUCUAUGCCAUAAGGAACUUCUUAGUUCUAGACAACUACCAAACGGUGAAGACCACAAAUCACCCCUACCUGAUUCAGUUCAUUUCUAAAACCCAGUUCAGGGAAGAAAAUAGAACAGAACUACCUAUGAUGAUCUAUGAUUUCCAGCCAUUUGAUAUGCUGCACGCCCAAAGGGUUAUCAAUGACAAAUAUCUCAUAGAUAUCAUUGGGAAGGUUAUCACCAAGAGCUUGGUACAAACCCAUAUCAUCCACGGGAAAACUGAAAGGGUUAUGGAAGUCACCGUUGGAGACCCAGAGGGUAACCGAAUGGGUUGUGUACUAUGGAACAAGUAUAUAGACCAGUAUCUGGAUUUCGUAAAGGAAAAUGAAGGAGUGCCCAUUUUUUUGAUUUUCCAACUAUGCCGACCCAAAAGAUUCCAAGGCAAUUUGACUGUGGCUUCUUCCUACGAUGUGUCCAAGCUCAUCCUAAACGGAAACACAGCUGAAUUCUUGGAAUUUCAGAGCGAAUUUCCAGCUGACGGCGAUGAUGCCACAACUUAUACAUGUGUCACCCAUUGCUCACAAGGAGAUGCUAGGGACGACGUGCUAAGUGGCAAUGUAAUCCUCACCACUAUGAAAGAUUUGCUAAAAGCAACUGAGGAGGAUAUUUACUGGGUCCUAGCAGAGAUUGUUUCGAUCGAAAACUUUCGGGAAUGGUGCUACCUCGCCUGCCCGACAUGUCACAAAAAGUUGGUGGCAGAGGAUGAGAGGUUCAGGUGUUUAACUUGCAGUGUAACACUACCAGAUGGAGUUUAUCGCUACAAGGUGAGCGUGUGUAUCAUGGACACAACCGGGCAUGGAAAUUUUGUUCUCUGGGACAGGGAGUGCAUAGAGAUUUUUGGGAAAACAUCUGCAAGCCUUAUGACCGAAAUGGAGAAGAAAACAGGGGAUCCAACUAGCUUUCCCGAAGACAUCGAAAAUUUGGUUGACAAGAAGGGAAUAUUUAAAAUACAGCUAAGGAAGAAAAAUGAAGAAAAUGCUUACAAAGGUGGGAUUUCCCUAGGAGUAGUUAGUAUGAUUCGAGAUCCCACUGUUUUGGCAAUGUAUGAAGGAAAGCAGAUGCAAAUGGGAACAAAUGAAAGUGGCGAAUGCACUCCAGAAAAGAUUUGUUCGAAUGCAAUGGGAGAGAACGACAACUCUAUAAGAGAGAAGUCAACUGUUACAAAGGGAAAGGGGAAACGCAUUUCUGCUGAGAAGGAGGUCACCGAACCUAUCGAGCUCCCGGAUUCACCUAUUGCAUCUACUCAAAGAGAGGUGGUUCUUGAACUGAAUGAUGAGAUCAAAAGAAAUCUCAAUGAUGAGUUUUCAAGCAAUGGCAAUGGGAAGAAGCUGAAAAUCAAAAUCAAGCAAGAACCACUUUAAGUGGCGUUGCAAGCUGAAUAUUAUGUUACUGCUAUUUGUGUUGACCUUUGAUAAAUAACAUUACCAAUUAUGGCAGUGUGUAUGCCUUGGUUUGGCAGUAUGGAUGCCAUGUCUAAAAAACUAUGUAUUUUGCCUUGGGUGAUAGACUUCUAAACCCUACAUUUUGCUACUCUAUGACUAACAAUUAAAUGGAAGUUAUCAGAAGUUACUUCUC